Molecule: messenger RNA, 1086 nt
Organism: Homalodisca vitripennis (glassy-winged sharpshooter)
Lineage: Eukaryota; Metazoa; Arthropoda; Insecta; Hemiptera; Cicadellidae
Exons: 2
Coding region: 96-635 (179 amino acids)
Source: RefSeq, a predicted model, not a curated record
AGACAGACCAAAAGACCUUCAUAUAACGUGACAUUGGGUUGUCGCCUCUUCUCUUCCUGUCACGCUCUGCCAAAGUCAGUGAAUAGAACUGAGUCAUGGAUACGCCUUUUAACAACAGUAAUGAUGAACCUCUACCGCCGGAAGCAAUGUUAAUCGAUUGUGAUCAUGACGGUACCAAUGAAUCUAGCGAAGCCGACACUUAUACUUUUCCACCACAAAUUGAUGAUCCACAAGCACAGGAGGCUGACGAUUCUGAAGAUCCAGAAGGUUCUAUUGCGCGAUUGGUUCAAGAUAUGACAGAAGAAGAAAUUCAAUUUUUGUGUAUGAUCUAUGAGAAUGAUUAUCGCGAAUCGAACCAAGGAAUAGAACAGGCUUCGAACCAACCUAACGAAUCACUGAGUACAACGUCUAGAGACCACUUAGAUGCAAAUAACCAGCCGCAUUAUAGUGGUCGCAUUGAAAUUCCAGAGCAACUACAGGAUUCUGCUCAGCAAGGUUUUGCUGGUUCUGCAUCACAAGACGAAGAUUAUGACAACUCUAACCCUCCGAAACGACGAAAGAUAUGUCACACUGAACAGGUUCGGCAGAUACUGCAAUUUGCCAAGAAAGCAGACACUACUACUAAUAAAAAAUAAAACUAUGACUAAUAUCCAUCAAUUUGAAAUUAUUGCCACAUCGUCCAAAAUUCAAAAAGAAAAAUAAGGAAACUUGGGUCCAAGGGAUUUACAAUCUACAAGUCUAGAAAAUAAUAUUUUGCCUCAAAUUACUUCUUUAGGGAAGGAACACAUUAGACUCCUUCAUGACGGAAGAUUUCGCUUGAGAAAUUUUUAAAUGUUCAGGUACGUUUCAAAUCAAAUUGAUGGGUUUACUGAUUCAGACAAGAAAAUUAUUGUGUUAAGUAAACUUUUUACCUAUGAAAGCUACAUAGAUAAAAAACAAUACGUAUGUCGUAGUUUGGAAAGCAAUUAAUACAUACGGUAAGUGUUGUUCAAAUUUACUUGUAUUAAAAGGAGACUACUCUGUGUUUUUCAGUAAUGUGUAAACCAUUUUACCAUUCUUAAUGUCAAUAAAUGAGUUUGUCUAUUA